AUGAACCGCACAAUCGUCUCAUCAUCAAGCUUGUUCAUAAGAGCUGCCACCUCUUCCCAACAGCGUAACAUGGCCACCUUGAAAGAAUUGAAGGUUCGUCUUGGAACUGUCAAGACCAUCUCCAAGUUGACCAAGACUCUGCACAUGGUGGCUUCAUCAAAGCUGCGUGCUGCUGAGAAGAAGGCUGAGGAGCUCGGAAGCUUCAACGACGGCCCAGCCAAGUUGCUGGCCCCAAUCACCUCCAUCGAGGGUUUGGACCCACAAAACACAGGCGAGGAGCGUUCAAACAAGCAGAUCGUCAUUGGUAUCACCACCGACACUGGUAUGUGUGGUCCAGUCAACCACAACGUCGUGCGUCUCACCAAGGGACUGCUCAACGCCGACACUGCCCACCAGAUGACCGUCAACUUCUCUGGUCUCAAGGGCGCCGUCGCCAUCGGCCAGACCCACCCCGCCUCCCUCGCCUCGUCCGCCCGUGACUUUGGCAAGAUGGACUACUCGUUCCCCGAGUCUCUGAUCUUCUUGAACAACAUCAUCAAGCUCAUCCCCAACUUUGACGCCGCCACCAUCGUCUUUAACAAGUUCAAGAACGCCAUGGUCUACAACGUCGCCACCGCCUUUGUCCCAGGCUACAACCUGUUGGAGCAGCACCGCGACAAGUUCGACGCCUACCAGACGUCGGAGGACCGCAGCGCCACCAUGAAGGACUUGUCCGAGUUCUCGCUGGCCACCACCUUCUGGGUCGGUCUCUUCCAGAACCGUGCCUCUGAGACUGCCGCCCGUAUGAUUUCCAUGGAUAACGCUUCCAAGAACGGAGAGCAGAUCUCCCAGGCCCUUUCACUCCAGUACAACAGAGUCAGACAGGCUAUGAUCACUUCCGAGUUGAUUGAGAUUACUUCUGGUGCUGCUGCCAUCGAGGAGGGUAAC
Messenger RNA from Acytostelium subglobosum LB1, 927 nucleotides. RefSeq lists its product as hypothetical. Gene Ontology annotation, biological process: proton motive force-driven ATP synthesis. The transcript has 3 exons. Lineage: Eukaryota; Evosea; Eumycetozoa; Acytosteliales; Acytosteliaceae. The record is from RefSeq and is a predicted model, not a curated record. The annotation marks the transcript as partial. Gene Ontology annotation, molecular function: proton-transporting ATP synthase activity, rotational mechanism.